UUUCCAAUUUUCUCUGUUUGUACUUUUAUUCUGGACAUCUUCAUCACCUAAAAGUUUCCAGUUGCAUGAGAACUACGUUUGGAAUCACUUACGUGUAUUGAGUGGAAUAUAAUUGAAGGCACAACGGUUGAUCAGAAAGCAAGUUGAGAAAUAGAUAAGCAUGACAAUAUGGAGUGGGUUUUUGGGUGUCAUUUUGCUUAAAAAAUUGUGUAUAAAUGAUUCGCAUUUUAUGAUUUUCAAUAAUAACGGGCUAAACGUGGUGUAAAGGGUGGUCUAUAAUCCAUUAAUUGCGUUUGGACAUUGUGUAAUCUUGCUGAAGGUUGUACAACUAUUUCCUGUACAAAUCACCCUCGAAUCUGGUGUGCAAUACGUUCAAAGGAUGGAUAUUUUGAGGAAUAUCGAAGCGAAGGUGGUUUGUCCCUACAACGAUUCGCAUCAUAUACACAAAAAUCGGAUCGAAAUGCACUUGUUGAAAUGUCGGAACCAGCACAAGGGAUCUAAGGAAAUGGUUACGUGUGACUUUAAUGCGUCCCAUGUAAUUCCCAAAAUUGAGUUGCAGUAUCAUCACAACGAAUGCCCGGAUCGAAAAGGUGUAGAGCUGCAUAUUUUUCAAGCGGAAACUGAUGUAGCCCCAAUCGAAGCCCCUUUACCUGCCAUUCCCGUGCCACUUGAUUCCACAUGGGAGGAUGGCGAAGUUUCAUCAUAUGACCCCCAAAAAUACUGCGAAGGUAACGCGGUUCUCCGACGAAUUGAUGCAGCGCCAGCGGCUGUGCGAAAGGAUUUCCAAUUGCAGGAGCGCAAGAGAUUUAGUGAAAUGAAAAAUAAGCCCAAUCAGGGGAAAUGUUUGCCGAAUGCAGCAUCAAUGGCAAUGCAAAAAACUGGACUUCCUGAAGCUCCAAUCUUCUCGGAGAUUAAUAUUGAAGACGCUCCUGAGGACAUUUCGCAAGUGAUGCAGAAAUUGGAUCGGGUUCCAAAAAAAGCAAUAAUUGCAAGGCCCCAUAGUAAGUAGAUUAAAUGUCCACGAAUGGGUAAACACAGACAUUAAUUAGUUGCGAAUUAAGUUCCCGAUUGGAUUGUUUCUCUAACGCUCGCAACUUAUUUUAAGUUAAGACAAAUGCAUUUUUAAGGAAAAUCGGUUUCUUUAAUACAACAGUGUUAUUUUAUUAUUAUUACAAUUUUGUUCGCGUUAAUCUUUGAGAAACUGUUGUCUUAUGUGUUUAAUUCUCAUUUUAGCUUAUGUUUAAGUGACCUUAGAAAUAAGCAAACUGAUUAUUUUUAAAAUGCAGAAUAACGUGUAUUUUCGCUGUGAAUUCGUAUUUCUUUGGAACGCUAUUACCAAGCUGUGGUAUGUCAAUGAGAAAAGCGAUUUUGUUUGCUAAGACUACUUAAGAAAAUAAAUAAAUGAACCAUAUUUUCGAGAUAA
Dendroctonus ponderosae (mountain pine beetle) is the source of this 1423-nucleotide messenger RNA. RefSeq names its product gametocyte-specific factor 1 homolog. Lineage: Eukaryota; Metazoa; Arthropoda; Insecta; Coleoptera; Curculionidae. The record is from RefSeq and is a predicted model, not a curated record. Bases 380 to 1009 code for a protein of 209 amino acids. The transcript has 5 exons.